Molecule: messenger RNA, 14705 nt
Organism: Mustela lutreola (European mink)
Lineage: Eukaryota; Metazoa; Chordata; Mammalia; Carnivora; Mustelidae
Gene: DGKH
Product: diacylglycerol kinase eta
Exons: 28
Coding region: 4687-7992 (1101 amino acids)
Biological process (GO): intracellular signal transduction; diacylglycerol metabolic process; lipid phosphorylation
Molecular function (GO): protein binding; ATP-dependent diacylglycerol kinase activity
Source: RefSeq, a predicted model, not a curated record
UAGUUCAUGUCAAAGGUUAAUGGUAUAGUUUAGUGGUAUUAUGACUAGAAAAUACGGGAGUGGCCAUAUUCAACUUUGCUACAGCUAUGCCUUGAAGUCCCUGAGGAUGAUAUGUUGACAGGGAACAAUAGUGAAUGGAAAAUCUGGGAUUAGCAAAUGGAAAAUAGAAAAGCUAUGCUUUGCCUGAAAACCCAGUCCCAAACUCUCUAGUAAAAUGGUUUCAGGAGAGCUUGGCAGAAACUGACUUCACAUAACAUGGGAUGUUACUCUGCAUUGUUUCCACGCAUUCUGUCAGAAUGAGUGAGUAACUCAGGUUGGCUGAGCUUCAAGGAAGGGGAUAGAGACACCAUGAGGGUCACAUCAAAGGAUCUGUGGACAUGGUUCAGACCUACCUACUCAGUGGUUACUUAUCCUUCCUUGCACAGUCCUGUGCUUCCAUCCCUGGAGUUAAUAAUUAUCUUGUUGUUUUGGUUGUCAAAAAUCACCUUGGGUACAUAUUAGUUUUCUAUUGCUUUGUGACAAAUUACCACAAACUUAGUGACUUAAAAACAACACCCAUUUGUUAUCUGACUGUUUCUGUUGGUCACACAGCAUAACUGGGUUCUUCUCCUCCAGAUCUCACAGUGUUGAAAUAAACAGAUUUUUUUUUAAAGAUUUUUUAAUUUAUUUGACAGAGAGGCAAGCAGAGAGAGAGAGAGAUGAGUAAGCAGGUUCCCUGCUGAGCAGAGAGCCCGAUGUGGGACUCAAUCCCAGGACCCUGAGAUCAUGACCUGAGCUGAAGUCAGAGGCUUAACCUACUAAGCCACCCAGGUGCCCCGAAAUAAACAGAUUUUUAAAUAGAGAUAGAUAUGUAUACAUACCACCACCCCACAUCCAUGCAUAUUUAAUUACCUUGUAUGGGGUGAAUUUUGACCUCUGUUGGAGUUUUGGGUUUUAUAGGUGUCUUCUACAACAGGCACCCCUGAUGGCACCAACAAGACACUGAAAGCAUUUUCCGUGCAUUAGGUGUCAGUGGUGUGAUCAGGGAAUGGAAAAGGACAACCCCUGACAGCCUAGUUGGUAUUUUAUAAGCCUUCAGGAUUCAUUAAUAUUCAUCCCUAAUUUAUGAGUGGUUUAUGCUCCCCCAUAGCCUUGUCUAUGAUUAUGGCAUCUAUGAUACAUUCCUAUUUUUUUUCCUUCAUUUUUUGAAUUAUGCAUUUCCUUUUUUAUUUUACUGAUUUCUGCAUGAUAUUCUGGAGUUCUGUUUUUCACAUCAACAUUUUUAUCUUUAACACACCUCUGUGCUGUAGGCAAAUGUGUUCUUCUAUUAGACUGGAGAAAAGAAUUGAUUUUUUUUUCCCCUUGGUCACACUGAUGCGCCCUUUGGAAGGGUCCCAGCCCUCCUGAUGCUUAAUCCAGGGCUCUUCCUUUUCACACAGUGUUCUUUCCAUCUGGUUAGUCUUUGCCUCUGUUCUGUCUCUCUUCUCACAUCCACUUGCUCUCUUUGUCUCUUUCUCACUCAUCGUGAUGUGUACAUCCCAGCUUUUUGUGACUUAGUCAGUUGCAGACCUUAGACCAUGAAGUGAAAUCAAAUAGCAUGGGUUUGUGUGCUGGCUUGGCCCUCUCUAGCUACCUGCCUUUGGACUAAUUCAUUAACCCCUGUGAAUCCGUGUCCUCUGUAACUGAGGAUCAUAGUGGAACCUGUCCCAUGGGGUUGUGAUGAUUUUAGGGCACUCUAAUUCCCUAGCAUCGUGAUGGGCACAUGGAGUUUAGUAAGUGCUAAUAGCUGUUAUUAUCCUGAGGUUAUCACCCCAUCCCUUCACAGGUGAUAGUCUAUUGUCAAUUCCUAAUAAGUUGGGGGAUUUUAAGGAAGAAUAUGGGUGAACUUCAUCUCGAGAAAACUGUUCACCCUGCCUCUCUUUCAAAGGUGUGGUGAAGAUUUAUUUCCACUUUUAUCUCAUAUUAAUAGAUGUUAUGGGAAAAAGCCACCCUUCUGCGUUGAAUGAAAUGUCGAUUGUAACUGGUUAGCCAUUUGCACAGGCUAACGAAGAGCUUUCUUGGGAGUGGGGAGGGGAGGGGAGGGUCAAGCCCUGCAGCCUGGGCUCUGCCCUGGCCUCUCCUGCCGGUCCGCUCUCGGGCCUUUUUUUUUUUUUUCUAACUAAGAGUUUUUUUAUUGAAUGGAGAGGCGUCACAAUCGCCAUGGCAUACGUUAGAUUUUCAAAAUGUGCUGUUCAAAUAAUUGUUUUCUUUAAAUUUUAAUGACAAGUAGGCUCAAUCUUAAGUACAUAGUCAUCGUUUUUUUUUUUUUAAAGAUUUUAUUUAUUUAUUUGACAGAUCAAGAUUACAAGUAGGCAGAGAAGUAGGCAGAGAGAGAGGAAGGGAAGCAGGCCUCCUACUGAGCAGAGAGCCCGAUGUGGGACUCGAUCUCAGGACCCCGAGAUCAUGACCUGAGCCGAAGGCAGCGGCUUAACCCACUGAGCCACCCAGGCACCCCGUAGUCAUCGUUUUUAAAGAAAGUAUUGUAUUGACACUGUCAGAACUUUUUAUGGAAGUUUGUACAGAAAGCAAUUUUUAUUUUUUUUUAAAGAUUUUAUUUAUUUAUUUGACAGAGAGAAAUUACAAGUACACUGAGAGGCAGGCAGAGAGAGAGAGAGAGAAGGAAGCAGGCUCCCUACUGAGCAGAGAGCCCGAUGCGGGACUCGAUCCCAGGACCCUGAGAUCAUGACCUGAGCCGAAGGCAGCGGCUUAACCCACUGAGCCACCCAGGCACCCCGAAAGCAAUUUUUAUUUUUAACUGGAAAAAUAUAGAGAUAAUUUAUUUGGUUUAUUUAACUACCCUUCACUUUUUUUUUUUUAAGAUUUUAUUUAUUUGACAGAGAGACAGAUCACAAGUAGGCAGAGAGGCAGGCAGAGAGAGAGGGAAGCUGAGCAGAGAGCAUGAUGCGGGGCUUGAUCCCAGGAUCCUGGGAUCAUGACCUGAACCAAAGGCAGAGGCUCAACCCACUGAGCCACCCAGGUGCCCCCUACCCUUCACAUUUUUAAUGAGUGAUCUACGAGUGUACUUGGAAUUUCACAGUGACUGUACACCCACGCUGGCUUACUCGACUGUGUGAAACACGGAUACCACGUGGUAGCACUUAUUUUUAGAGCUCGCCAAGCACUGGAACAGAGUCAUUUUAGUUCAGGGUCACUUGCCGCAGUAGACACGACUGAAAGUUGAUUAGCAUUUGAGUUAAUUUCUCCAGUGAAGUUUCAAAAAAUAUGCAUAAAAACAAGAAAAUAAAGAGAACAUCCAGGACCUGGAAUGCUGAAAAUUAUACAUUCAUAGUACAGUUGAAACGAAUGGGCUGUGUUUUAAUGGGAGGGGGAAAAUGUUCUUUUUUUUUUUUUUUUAAAGAUUUUAUUUAUUUAUUUGACAGACAGAGGUCACAAGUAGGCAGAGAGGUAGGCAGAGAGAGAGGGGGGAGCAGGCUCCCCACUAAGCAGAGAGUCCGAUGUGGGGCUCAAUCCCAGGACCCCGAGAUCAUGACCUGAGCCAAAGGCAGAGGCUUAACCCACUGAGCCACCCAGGCACCCCGGGGGAAAAUGUUCUUAAAGAACUCCUUUCUUUAAUGUGUACUUUCUGUUUAUUUUGUUUUUUUCCUUGGCUUCCUCUCUGUUCUUAUAAUUCAGUUCAUCUUCUCUCUUAAGAGAAAUACCACAUCCUUUGAACCUAAGUGUCAGUUUACUUAUAUCCAUUAGUAUUUCAAUCUUUAGUUACAAAGAAAGGGGUGAGAUGUUAUUUUCUCCUCAUUUGUCAAUUCACAUCACAAAACAGGUGUUUAGAUACUCAUCUAAAUAAAUAAUCCCUUAGAUAAAUAAGUUGCCUAUUCUGAUGGUAAUAUUUAUUGUAACUAUUAUGUACCUCUUCUAAAUGCUAAUCAUUCAUUCUUUAUAUCAGUCCUAUAAGAUAGGUACUAUCAUACUCUCCGUUUUGUAGAUGAGAGAUCUGAAACAGAGAAGUUAACACCUAACACAUGUACAAACUAGAAUCUGAACCCAUCUAGGUCAUCUGACAGCAGUCUGUACUGGACCUCUCCACUAUCCUACCUCUUUAUUGUGAAGCUUUAAGUGAGUAUGGCCCACAUAGUUCUCCUCUAAUUGUUCGUUAUAUUUCAGUUAUCUUUUCUCCCUCAAGUCCAUCACAGAAUCUUGUCAUAUUACCAGGUACAUAGUUAGCCCUGCUGGUCCUACUGCCAAUUUAGAAUACUACAUUUUAUUUGGGGUCCUUUAUUUUUAAUUGAAGUGUUGGUAAAGAGCUCACCGAGGACGGUAACCAAUAUUAUACAAAGUCAUGGGAUUGAUACCAGAGACCACUUUUUUAUCUUCAAGAUUUGGGGAAAUCUGACAUCUUUUUAAUAUUUGAGGGAUUGUCAGGCAUAAGAGGUGGUUUACAGGUUCUGUGUUACUUCAGGGUGCAGGACAAGAUUCACAGUUGAAUUCACAGAGGGACAAUUUUAGCUCUGCAUAAAAGAGAGCUUUCUAACUUGAGUCAUCUGAUAGAACAGGCCUUUUGUGAUGUAAUAGCUCUGUCCAUUAUUAGAAAUCUCAAAUUCUCGCAUUCCCUAUGAACUGGAAAAGGCUUUCAAGAACAGCGUUCUCAGAGCAGACUCAGGCUCACAAUGCUGAAAUGAAUUUCUCAAGAUAAUCACUCCAUUCAGAAGACUGAUGCUGUGUGCUGAGAACAGGAAGGAGAUGGAGGACUGGAUGAGCUCACUGAAGUCUGUACAGACCAGAGAACCUUACGAGGUGGCCCAGUUUAACGUGGAACAUUUCUCAGGGAUGCAUAACUGGUACGCCUGCUCCCACGCGCGACCCACUUUCUGUAACGUGUGCAGAGAGAGUCUUUCUGGAGUCACCUCCCAUGGCCUGUCCUGUGAAGUGUGUAAAUUCAAAGCUCACAAAAGAUGUGCAGUGAGGGCAACAAAUAAUUGCAAAUGGACAACUCUAGCCUCCAUAGGGAAGGACAUCAUAGAGGACGAGGAUGGAGUAGCUAUGCCUCACCAAUGGCUUGAGGGUAACUUGCCCGUGAGUGCCAAGUGUGCUGUCUGUGACAAAACGUGUGGGAGUGUUCUGCGUCUACAAGAUUGGAAAUGCCUUUGGUGUAAAACAAUGGUACACACUGCCUGCAAAGAUUUAUACCAUCCUGUGUGUCCCCUUGGCCAAUGUAAAGUAUCUGUCAUACCUCCAAUUGCACUGAAUAGCACUGAUUCUGAUGGUUUCUGUAGAGCGACAUUUUCAUUCUGUGUUAGUCCUCUACUGGUUUUUGUCAAUUCUAAGAGUGGAGAUAAUCAGGGAGUAAAGUUCCUUCGUCGAUUUAAACAGUUGCUAAAUCCGGCUCAGGUGUUUGAUUUAAUGAAUGGAGGUCCUCAUUUAGGUUUAAGAUUAUUCCAGAAGUUUGACAAUUUCCGAAUUCUUGUUUGUGGAGGAGAUGGAAGUGUAGGUUGGGUCUUGUCAGAAAUUGAUAAGCUCAACUUGAAUAAACAGUGUCAGCUGGGAGUAUUGCCUUUGGGUACAGGAAAUGACCUUGCCCGGGUUCUAGGCUGGGGUGGUUCCUACGAUGAUGACACCCAACUUCCUCAAAUUCUAGAGAAGCUGGAACGUGCCAGUACCAAAAUGCUAGACAGGUGGAGUAUAAUGACCUAUGAACUCAAAUUGCCACCAAAGGCUUCUCUACUCCCAGAACCUCCAGAAGCAUCGGAAGAAUUUUAUAUGACAAUUUAUGAGGACUCCGUUGCAGCUCAUCUUACAAAAAUUCUCAAUUCUGAUGAACAUGCUGUGGUCAUAUCAUCUGCCAAGAUACUAUGUGAAACUGUAAAGGACUUCGUUGCCAAAGUAGAGAAGGCCUAUGAAAAAACGUUGGAAAACACCGUUGCCGCAGACGCCAUGGCCAGUAAAUGUUCGGUCCUAAAUGAAAAGCUUGAACAACUGCUUCAAGCUUUGCACACAGAUUCCCAGGCCACCCCCGUUCUCCCAGGCAUUCACUCUCUCAUCGUAGAAGAAGAUACCGUGGAAUCUUCCAGUGAAGAAUCCUUGUGUGAAAGCAAAGAACAGCUCGUAGAUGACCCUGCAAAACCUCCCUCCCAGAAAGCUGUCAAGCCAAAGGAAAUAAUGCUGCGGGCAAACAGUUUAAAGAAAGCUGUGAGACAAGUCAUUGAAGAAGCUGGCAAGGGUACCCGUGAACAAGGUUGGCCUUUGAAGAAGUUAGCUGCAUCCCCAUCUUUUAUGGAUGACCAGAGUGUCCAUCCCUGUGAGCCAGUUAGCCAGUCGUUCGAUAAUGACAGUACAGAAACAGAUGAAUCUAAAGAAGAGUCUAAAGACGAUGACACAAGAGAGUCACUAACUGUUAAAGCUGCACCUGCACCUCGGUCUCCAGAUGGCCGGGCAAGUCGUUCCCAAGCUGACUCUGGCUCUGGUCCCACUGUGGCAGCUGGCAAAGAGAACCUCCCUGUGCUCAACACCAGAAUAAUCUGCCCAGGUUUAAGAGCAGGACUAGCUGCCUCCAUCGCUGGGAGUUCUAUAAUCAACAAAAUGUUACUAGCAAAUAUUGAUCCUUUCGGUGCAACGCCAUUUAUCGACCCUGAUCCAGAUUCAGUAGAUGGAUAUUCAGAAAAAUGUGUCAUGAACAAUUACUUUGGGAUUGGAUUAGAUGCAAAAAUUUCAUUAGAAUUUAAUAAUAAGAGAGAGGAGCACCCUGAAAAAUGCAGGAGCCGAACUAAAAACUUGAUGUGGUAUGGAGUCCUUGGAACCCGGGAGUUGUUACAGAGAUCAUACAAGAAUUUAGAACAGAGGGUUCAGCUUGAGUGUGAUGGGCAGUAUAUUCCUCUCCCCAGUCUGCAAGGAAUAGCAGUGUUGAACAUUCCCAGCUAUGCAGGAGGCACUAACUUUUGGGGUGGAACUAAAGAGGAUGAUAUAUUUGCUGCACCAUCAUUUGAUGACAAGAUCCUGGAAGUCGUUGCAAUAUUUGAUAGCAUGCAAAUGGCAGUUUCAAGGGUCAUUAAACUGCAGCAUCAUCGAAUAGCCCAGUGCCGAACGGUAAAAAUCACUAUAUUUGGCGAUGAGGGAGUCCCAGUGCAGGUGGAUGGUGAAGCAUGGGUUCAGCCUCCAGGAAUUAUCAAAAUUGUGCACAAAAACAGAGCUCAGAUGCUAACAAGGGACAGGGCGUUUGAAAGCACGCUGAAAUCUUGGGAGGAUAAACAAAAGUGUGAUUCCGGUAAACCAGUUCUUCGAACCCAUUUGUACAUCCAGCAUGCUGUUGACUUGGCAACAGAAGAAGUGUCCCAGAUGCAGCUCUGCUCCCAGGCCGCAGAGGAGCUCAUUACUAGGAUCUGUGACGCAGCCACAAUCCAUUGUCUCUUGGAACAAGAGCUGGCCCAUGCUGUGAAUGCAUGCUCCCACGCCCUAAAUAAAGCCAACCCACGCUUCCCAGAGAGUCUUACGAGAGACACUGCCACGGAAAUAGCCAUCAAUGUGAAGGCACUUUAUAAUGAAACAGAAUCUUUGCUAGUGGGCAGGGUCCCUUUGCAGUUAGAAUCCCCACAUGAGGAGCGUGUUUCUAAUGCCUUACAUUCCGUGGAGGUGGAGCUGCAGAAGUUAACGGAGAUUCCGUGGCUUUACUAUAUCUUACACCCAAACGAAGACGCGGAGCCCCCCAUGGAUUGCACCAAGAGAAACAGCAGAAGCACAGUCUUUCGGAUCGUGCCAAAGUUUAAAAAGGAAAAGGUUCAGAAGCAGAAGACAAGUUCACAGCCUGUUCAAAAAUGGGGCACAGAGGAAGUUGCUGCUUGGCUGGAGCUGCUCAGUUUGGGAGAGUACAGAGAAAUCUUCAUCCGUCAUGACAUCAGAGGGGCUGAACUUUUGCAUCUGGAAAGGCGAGAUCUUAAGGACCUGGGGAUAACGAAAGUGGGUCAUAUGAAGCGAAUUCUCCAGGGAAUUAAAGAGCUUGGAAGGAGCCCUCCCCAGGCUGAGUUGUAAUCAUAUUGGUGCUAUUCCUUGGAAGGGAAGUUAUUGCUACUUAAUACAAAGCUCUUAGAAGCAAUGGUCUGUUUCUGUACUUUUCUGCCUGGAAAGCAAGUACCAGGGAAGCACCUCUAUGGCUUGAUAUCUUGCUGUGGGUGAAAAUUUUCAUUUGAGGUAAUGGGAAAUAUUUUUGUGCCAAAAACAUAUACAUUCCACGAAGCCAUUUACUUAUUGUGCAAACUUGACGUGUUCAGAUAUGCUCAUCUUAGUAAGGAGGUGGGAAGAAUCCGAGAUAAUUGCGUGGUCUGAAGGGUGGAAACGUUUAGUUACAUUGUACUUUCCUGAAACUUGGUCAGAUGAAAUGUCCUUACCAUAUGACUGCAUAACAAUAUGUGGCUAAAACUUCUAGUUUUCAUUAUUGGAGGCAUUGGCUUCUUCCUUAAAAAUCACUGGUUAGGAGACUAAGAUAUACAUUAGUUUGUGUUUUGAAUGCUAGAUUGGGUGUCAACUGAGAUUUCUAGCAUUCAGUGGUCAGGGAACAUGGUUGAAACCCCUCAAAUAUUAUGAAUGAAUGCAGAUCUUAAUGCACGGCAUUCCUGCCUGACUGGUCUUUCUUUUUCUUGCAUGUCACAUGUAAUAUCGUAAAACUUAGCUUUAAUGUCAGCUUUAAUGGAAUUUAAUUUAUUAUUACCGAAGUUACCUUUUUGUUGGUUCAAGGCACUUUUCUGUUCUUUGAUGGGGGCUUUUGGAUAAAUAUUCUGUAUUUAAGAAUUUGUGAACAUGUGUCUGUGCCAUAAUCAACAAAUGAUACACAUUUUAUGCAAGCCAAUUCAAUGUCACUCUAUCAUCAACAGUAGACAUGCGCAUUAAGAAACUCUGGAUAUUUUUAUAAAAUUACAUGUUUUGUUGCUGAACUAAAAGCUUAUUAUAGCUUCCUAAACCAAAAUUCCCAUAUUUUGUUAUUCUUUUGGUUUAAUUUAGUAUUUAUUUAAUACUCUGUUUGCAUUUAUAAUAUAGUGAGCUAUUGACAUCCAGGAGUUUCCCCGAGGCCUCAACUGGGAUUCAUAUACUGAUUGGUCACCCAGACUUACCUGCUAGCUAGAGUAACUACUGAUAAAACUUCUCAAUGAGAGAUUUAAAUUUUUAAAUUUUUUCUUAAGGGCUUUAUAUUAUUAUUAUUAUUAUUAUUAUAUUAUUAUUAUUAUCUCACUUAAUUCUUAUAUCAAGUAGAUAGCAUUUUCCUUUUCCUAAACCACAGUACUUCAGUGUAAGCUUAUUAGGAGUCAACCUUACAAUUACCAAAUCUUUGAAAGCCAAAGGCAUACAUGUCAAAAAGUCAUAAAAAUAUCCUUAAACAAUCUUUCUUUAAACAUUAUAUACCAAAAAUUAAUUGUAAUAUUUAAAAAUCUUCUAUAUAAGAGAAGAAAACAGGGUAUUGACCCAGUGGUGACAAUUUUCAUGAAGUAGCCUUCUAAGUAGGUGCUCAAUAGAAAAACAUACACACCCAUGUACAUAUACGUUUCUACGUGUCUAUACACACAUGCAUGUACAUUCACACUUACGUAUGCAUCAUCUUGAAAUAUUCUCUCAUUGAUAUUUUCUGGACAAUUAUUUGUCACAUGCCUAAUGAGAAAUAUUAUUGAGAAAGCAUUUAAAAAUGAACACUGUCAAGCAUAGAAUUUCAUUAUAGCAAAGGAGUUUAAAUAUUUGACACUUUAGUCUUAUUUAUAAAUUGGGCAUUUAAGUACCAGCAAAAUCACAAAAUUUUGAUAUCUUAAAAAUAAAUGAGCCUGGUGGGUUCCUGACCAAAUGUGUCUGACUAUAUGUUUUACCUAAGUUGUGAAUAAAUGGAAAUUUCCCAAAGGGAAUUACAUCAAGUAGCGUGAAAGAGUCAGAAGCUACUCAUUUAAUAUUAUAAUGUUACCCACACUUAGGAAAUCAAAGAGCUUCUUUUAUAGUCUUCACCUCUCCAGCCCCUGAAGGUAUCCUGCUUUUCUAGGCAUUUCCCUAUGAAAUUAAAAUGGAGAUGCCAGCUGUCAGAUCAAGAUCCCUAUCCAGCUCUACCAAAAAAAGAAAAGUAGGGGCAAAGAGGCAAGGAACUCCUGAGAAUAAUUAAUUAAUAUAAAAAUCUUUACUGAUUUUCAUUCACCCAAAAUACCCCUUUGCCACUAGAAAAGAUUUAAGCUAUUACACAUUCAGAAUUUGAGAGUAAGAUGAAGAUAAUUAAAUUUUUUGUUUGAUGCUGAUCUUUUUACUCAUAGGUAAUAACUCUUAUCUAUGCUGUAAAACCUCAAUUAAUGGACUCUUUAACUAGAAUUUUCUUGCAAAUGGCUUUUGGAUGAGGGAAAUCCUUUAAGAUGACAAUUUUGGUAUCUUUUUUGUUGUUGUUAAAUAAGAGAAAUUUUUCCUGUAUGCUUUGUCUGUGCAUGAUGGAUGUAGGACCCAGAUGACCUUAUUCAUAUCUGUUGGCCAAGAUGGUGUCCUCAGAGCCUCCCUAGGUGCCCAUUAGCAUCAAAGAGGAGCCAGCUUAUAGUAGAUGUGGCUAAGAAUAAAAAGUAGGAAGAACUGCUCUCUGGAAUCUGAUCACAGCUCAGGGGAGUGCAGGUGGGGCCUCUGUACCUUGAUCCAUUCGUAAGCUGAGCUGAAAAGCUUAACCCUGCUCCCAGUUGCCUGCUGUAACUGCCAUUCCACUGCUAGGCUCUCCCAAACCUGGAUAAUUUGGAAGGGAUGAAGGGGAAUCACAGCCCAGCCAACAUCCACUCCCUUACAGUCUUAUUUUCCUGAGGAAGAAUUUGAGACAGAUGUGCAUGUGUGUGUGUGUAUACAUAUAUAUAUGUGUGUGUGUAUAUAUUUUUUUUAAGAUUUUUUUUUUAAGUAAUCUCCACACCCAACGUGGAGCUUGAGCUCACAACCCCAAGACCAAGAGUCCCAUGCUCUACUGACUGAGCCAGUCAGUAAAACAUGGGACUUCCAAGAAGGAAAAGGACAGGGUCAGGCCUAAGUAAAAUUUCGAAGUGUGCACCCCGCCCCCCCCACACUUUUUUUCCCCUUCAGUAUUACUCCACCUCCCUUCUCACCUCCUGGCUUCCCGUCUCCCACAUGGCCGUACUGUGACGGUUGCUCAAAUCCUCACUGCCAUCUGCUACCCUUUCUUCAUCAACUCCCCAGCCAGAAAAUGACCCCUUUCAUCUCUCCCCACUCAAGUGCCCAUUAUGGGUCAUCUGAGCAAAAUGUUAGAGAACAAUUUAAAGAAACGAACUUUACAGUUUGCGUUUCAUAAAAGGAAACCUGGUAAUCUAAAUAAAUUGGUGGGUUGGAUAAUUUGGAGACUGUGAUAUAGAUCACUCUGGCUGAGAUGAGAUGAUCUGUGAAUGUCCAGACCUGUGUUGUCCGAUCUUGUAGGGACUAGCCACAUGCGGCAGUUUCAGUUUACAUUGAUUUAAUUAGAAAGUUAGUUUCUCAAAUGCACCAGCCACAUUUCAAGUGCUCAGUCACUAUGAUAGACAGUACAGAUGUUGAACAUUUCCAUCACUGCAAAAAUUCUACUGACAGCACUGCUCUAGAUCAUUGCUACUCAGAUGUGGUCCAUGGACCAGCAGCAUAACACCUGGGAGCUUAGAGAAAUGCACUCUCAGGUCCAUUCUGGACCUACCAAAUAUCAAUCUUCUUUUAAACAAGAUUUGUCAGUGAUCAGCGUGGGCCUAGCCACAUUUUAACUCUCCCAGCUAUUAAGGAUUUGAGUUCUUCAAAAAGCCCGUAGAAUAGCUCAUUCCCCAACCCACCACUUCCUAGAAAUGCCAGAAAUGAGUUUUAACUCCUUCAUCACCUUCACUGAGUUUUCUUCUCAAUGUUUUUUCCUGAUUCUGGUUCUAGAUAAACCCUGCCUACCCAUGGGUUUUAUUUUGGUAGCUAAGGUAAAAUAGGAGAUUGGCUGACCAACACAGCUGGCCCCUCUCCAGCUCCCCAUGUCACAGUUGAGUCACUAACAAUCCACUUCUGCUCAGUUUCUUGCUCAUGUGGCAUUCUCAUUUGUUCACAACUUAAGUCACAGGGAACAUUUCAGAAGAGUAUGUACCGAGAUAAGUGAAGACCGGGUCAGUCUCCUACAACUUGUACAUUUCACUUUCUCUUAUCACUAGAUUAUCUUGUUGACAUAGUUCAUACUUGAGGAUACAGAUAGCACAUGCACACAAAAUGAGUAACGAGGUGUGGGAAAAAAAAAAAAAAAAGAAAGAGCCAAAAUGAGUGCAAGUAAACUGAACAUGUCAUCAAAGCCCUCAAAGAGGGCACAUUUUGCUGGACUUUUUUUCUUAUUAUGCCAAGUUGUUUUGAUUUUUCAGACACUUAAUUCUGUAAAGUAGUGUCUACGAUAUAUCAUAUUUUUGAUCCUUAAAAUACAAAUUAUUUAAUUCUCUAAUAAGAUCUUUCCCAGUGAUUUAUUGUCAAUACUUAAUCAUUUUUACAUACUGAUAUCAUUUACCAGAACAUUACUGCCUAGAGAUUCUUUAGCUAAUCUUAAGGAAUAAAGAGGGCACUACUUUAGUCCUAAUAGGAGUUAUUUUUAACAGGAUCAAGAAAGAAUAUAUUCAUGCAAAGCUAUGACUUAGAAAAUUACAGUGGAAAUCUCUAUAUACAUCAUUUAUGAAGUAAAUUAUCUAUUCUGUCAGACUGGGCUGAGAUACAGUGGACUUUCACAUUAUACAGAUAUGAAUUCUUAAAGGAUAGAGUUUUUCGCUGAGCUCCAUAACCGUCACAUCUCUCAGCCUUGACCAUUAGGAUUUCUCCUUCCCUCUCCAGGCAGGAUGAACUCACCCUGCAUUUUUCAGAUUCAAACUAGGUAAAUUGGUUCAGUGUGUGAUAAUAAUCCAAGUGGCAGUUUUAAAACACCAAGUUUUUAUAAUCAGUUGAAAGGACUGAACCGUGAAGAUUCUUCACAUACUAACUACUGUUCAAUGGCAUAACCUCCCUGGCAGUUCCCACGGUGCUUGGCAGCCACUGUUCCUCCCUCUCUGGCUUGCCUCCACCCAGUAUCAUGGGGCCUGGGACCUGUUUGUCUCUGCUAGGCAUCUCCCCCAGUGACUUUUGUAUAAUGAUCUCUCUGUCAAAUGGUAAUACAAUGCCUUCGCAGUAGGAUGCCUUCCUAAAGAAACAACCAAAACUUCAAAAAGGCAAUGAAUAUUAGUUUUUUUAAUACCCAAAGCAUUCUUUACCUUUAUUAUUGCUUCUUUUUAUUAUUGUCUCCAAAUUUCGUUUAGAGACAUUUCUGUGGGCAGAAAAAACUUUAUUAAAGGUUUAUCAUUACAGAGAACAGAGAGAUAAAAGACAGCUGGACUGUAUGGAUUUGUAUACUUCUUUCUGUUAUUUUCAGGAAAAUAAGUUUGAUAGCAACUGAAACUGCACUAAACUCAGUUACAGUGUUUUAGAUAAAAACCCAUAUUGCUACUGUAGAUGAACAGACUGAUUCCCCUUAUGUAACUAAGCUAUUCUAUUUACACAUCUUUAUAUUUUAUCUCUUAAUUUUUGAUACACACCCAAGCUUAGAUUGGAAAAACGGAUACCAAGCCACUACUUAAAAGCUAUAAAAGCUCCACAUAAAAUAUUUCAUUUUAGCUACAAGUUAUUCAUUGCAUAGGAAUUUAUAAAUAGUCCGGGUAUUUCAUAGGAACUGCAUUUCAAGAGUAAAUUAAUCUUAUCUAAAAACAUAGGGAUACUUUUAAGAUGCAUUAAGAUAAGUUCCAUAUUCAGUUGAUGAUACCAUUGAAGUAGGAUAAUGCAGUUAGAUAAACAAGCUAAAAAGAAAAAAGAAUAUAUUUUGUGGUCCUUACUGUUUGCACUAUUGUUUACCACAGCUUAGCCAUAUCUGUUUGUAUAUUCUAAGUAUUAAGCUGAUAUGUAGCUGAAGAUUUCUUACAGUUCUGGUAACUGGUAACUAGUGCUGUGAAAGAUUUUGGUAUUGUAACCUUCCCAGUUUUGUGAGUUAUAUAUUGUAUAUUGAAGAUGACUAAUAAAUUGGAGUAAUAUAUUUAUCUAGAGCUGGGAAAAUAUGAUAAUUAUUUUCAAGUCUUCAAAUAAGUUGUAUGGAAUUUGUUUCUUCCUCUCAAGUGAGAUACAAGUCUCACUUUUAUGUCAAAAUGUCUAUUUAUACAACAGGUUUCUCCUUUUACUGGUUUUAUUAAUUUUCAUAUUAAAAUUUUUCUUAUCUUUUGAUACCACAAUAAUUAUCAUGCUGGUUAUUCAGACUGCCAAGAUGUAUUUUAGUUUGCGGGAAUUUUGGCAGACAAAAUAUUUAAUAACAAACCAGCUUUGUAUAUUUUGUGGCUUUGGGGGCAAGAAUUUUACCUUCGAAACUCUAUAUGAGGCAGUGCUGAUAUUAACAAAGUCAAUGAUAAGACAGUAUUACUUGUGAUCAUCAGUAGAAGGUUUUCUCAAGUUGUAUAAAUCAGUGCAUUUAUUUAUUAUGUUGUGAAAUUUAAUCUUUAUGCAAAAUGCAUAUUCUAGCUCUUUUCUUUGUUACUGCUGUUGCUUAGAGUGUAAUAGGUCUGUUAAUGAUUUACUUAUGUACUUGAAGUACUCAUUUCUGUCAAACAGAUGCCCAGUUUUUUUCCUUGUUAAAAAAAAAGGUAAUCUUUUUUACCAUCAUCAAUAACUAAAUAGUAAUAGGGAUUUGUUAAAAAAAUAACUUGCCUAUUUAAAAUAAAUACAGAAAAGGGCAUAAUGCCAAAAUGAAA